AUGGGUAGUAGUAGCGGCAGCGGUGGCAGCAACCGUAAAAGCAAUGGCGACAGGGGCGGUGCGAGAGCGCAACGAAGGAGCCCCUUGGAUCAUGCCUUGCUCCCCGACAGCGGUGUUCACGCGCGCAUCACGUCAGCACACAGCCUCCCACGAGCUCGAGAAACUUCCGUGACAGCCACAGGUCGCAGCUCCUCGUCGUCGCAAGACGCUCCGUUGACGAGAGGGAAUCCUGCGGCGACAUCAGGCGAAAAGUCGCCCCCACAUCCCACCACUGCACGCUUCGUCAUCUCGGACAGUACUCCCUUCCUCUCCGCAGAGUCGUCAGUGCCGGCCGAAGCGGCAGUGCAUGACGUUCGGGACACGGCCGAGUACCGUGCGGCAUGGGACUUGGAGUUGUGGAAGGCUGUGCAAGCGGACCGCUUCCGCAAAGAGCUUGAAAAACAAAGGAGCUCUGCGUUUGCAGAUCUCAAGCGACUUGUGAAGCGACGGGAGAAGGAGGCGUUGAUGGCGCUGCAGCAGCGCACCGCGGCAGUGACGCUUCGCGAAGAGGCGGUGCAGGCAGAAGAGACACGCUUGGCGGAGCGGCAGGGGCGUGUGGCUGACAUGGAGAAGGACGUGCGGCGCAUGCGGCAGCAGCUGCUCGACGCCCAGCAACGUGUUGAGGAUGAAGUGCGGGCCCAGGUGCGACUAGCCAACGACACCAUUGCUCACCGUGCGCGACUUCUGGAAGAAAGGGUGAAGGCAGCGGAAGCGCAGACGCGGCGUGCCGACGAGCGACAGCGGCAGGCGCAGCAGGAGUACUUGUCCCUCUAUGAGGCUUUCAGUCGAUACCGCACGCAGCAGCUGACGUCCCCCACCCCCGGUAGCGGAGGCAUCACGGCCACUGCAGGAGGUGGGACUGCAUCCUCAUCUCUUCAGGUGGAGCAGCUGCGCCUUCAGUGGGAGGCCGAGCACCAGUUGCAGCUAGACAGACAAACGCAGCGGCAUGCGUUAGACAUGGCUGUCGCUCAGCAGCGGUGCCGUGAACUAGAGGACCAGAACAGAAGACUGACUGCCGCACUAGUACGUCGACGGGAGCAGCUUCGCCGUCACGUAGGAGACGCCUCGCCGCCAUCUCUACCGACAUCAGUUUCCCAGCGCCAGUUACCUCAGGCAGGCCGUGAGGGUCGUGAGGUGGCGUCGGGCAGUGGAACCGCUGCUCUGCCAUCUUCCACCUCGUCCUUCGCGGCUGGGGCUGCGGCUACUGCGCUGCUUACACCGACACACACCACAGCAGCCCAUUGCGAUUUCGUGGAGCACACCGGCCGCGAGCUUCAGCGCCUGGAGACAGAGCGGUUGUCGCUGGUGGUGGGGAGCAGCGGCGCGUUGCGUGAGACGGACGCAGUGAUUGUGCGAAUUGAUGCCCGCAUUCGCGAGUUACGAGAGCAGCUCGCUGUUGUCACGAGUACGGCAUGA
Messenger RNA from Leishmania braziliensis MHOM/BR/75/M2904, 1455 nucleotides. RefSeq lists its product as hypothetical. Gene Ontology annotation, biological process: positive regulation of centriole elongation; interkinetic nuclear migration; centrosome cycle. The record is from RefSeq and is a predicted model, not a curated record. The transcript has a single exon. The coding region runs from base 1 to 1455 and encodes 484 amino acids. NCBI's taxonomy places the organism in Eukaryota, Euglenozoa, Kinetoplastea, Trypanosomatida, Trypanosomatidae. Gene Ontology annotation, cellular component: centriole; centrosome.